AUGUUGCACCGUACAACCGGCAGCGUCAAAUAUUUGGGUCGGAUGGUGGAUUUGGAUCGCCCGCGCGACGUUGAAAUCAACAAUCGCAUUCACAAUGAGAUGGCAUGUUUCAUGAAAUGCCGCGCAGAGCUAAUUGGCCGGCAGUAUUCCACGCAUUCACGUCUCAGGCUGUUUGAUUCGACAGUGACCACCACGAUGUUGCACGUUGCUGCCGCAUGGGUGCUCACGCGCGAGCUUGAGGACAAUAUCCGGCGAACGCAGAGGCGAUUGCUACGGAUGAUCGCCCUCGUAUCGAGACGCAGAGCGCGGGGCCAACCAUUCCACUUCGACGUCUUCUUCAUCCAACUCUUCGUUUUCAUCGGGCUCCUCUUCUUCUUCAGUGGACAUCUGAGAACCAUGGGAAGAUUGCAUUGUUCGUGCGACGCAUUGACGCUUCUUAUGCGAAACAAAAGCUUUCUGACUUGGGACUUCGGAGUUGGGUGGUUGAACAUCGCCAAGCCGCCGCAUCAGUGUCAAAACGUAGGGGCACGUAAGGAGCAGUGA
Molecule: messenger RNA, 543 nt
Organism: Prorocentrum cordatum
Lineage: Eukaryota; Dinophyceae; Prorocentrales; Prorocentraceae
Source: the annotation of a GenBank genome assembly